ACUAAAUAAUGUCAAGCGCGCCCUGCACGAGCUUUCAUUCAGCAUGGGCCGCCAGCCGAGCUAAGCAAGGCAGGAGAUCAAAGUGUCAGCGAUGACGCAGCCAGCCAGCACGCCAGCCGAAUCGAGCCCUUGCAUGCUACUCCAAAGACCAAGAAGGCGCCUUGCAGCAGCGAUGGGCCUAUCAACAAGAGUAGCAGCGACGCAUCACCCAGAGAAACCAUUCGCACUCCACGCAGAUUCCUCAGAGUCGGAACGGCUGCCGACCUGCACCGUCUUGGGAGCAAUCGCGCCGCCGCAUUGCCUGCGCGCCGACUUGUCCGGCGUGAGCACGCUUGCACUGCUGUGCGAUGACGCGACGCAACAUGACGUGGUGCCGCUGCCGUCGGUAGCCACGGUACAGUUGGUACUCGAGCGCCAAGUGCAGUUCGGAUACAUCAAGUACGGGCAUAGGUCGCGGCGGGCGCCUUGGCGAGCGGGUGACGCUGUGAACACGCGCACGGCCGUAGAGUUCUCGUUCGAGCAUAGGACUUGGCGGGACGGAAAAUUCCGUCUCCCGCUGGAUCACGUCAAGUCCAGGAAUCCUGAAUCGUACACUGGAGGUAUCUGUGGGGUUUCGGGAUUUCGGAAAGGGAACGGGUCAUGGGGGAAGCAGGAUCCCGGGAAUCCCGAAUGAGAACGCUACCAGGGGCCUCCCUUCAUCAUGCCUGCACUCUGCCAUCAAGCCACUCUUGUCGACUACACCUUGACCUGUGCUUGUGUGCAUGGUGCCUUUCGUCCAUCGCUCACGGUUUCGUCCCUUUGCGCUCAGAGCCUUCUGCCCUCUUCUGGCAUGCAGACGCUCGGAAGGCCGUAGCUAAAAGCCACUCCGUUUCUUGCCGAGCUCGAGAGAUAUCGCCAGCACGGGCAUCGACAAAAAGUUGCUGGGCGCCUUCUCGACCAAGGACCCGAACAGCGCGGUGCUUGUCACCCACAAGAUCUCCUUGGACAUUCAGAUCGGUGCCCACGUGCCGCUCGUAUCGUGCUAGGUGCUGUACGGUUCCGCGGCACCAAGGGUGAAUUCGAGAUGUCUUGCUUCAAUGAACGUCU
This is a messenger RNA of Tilletiaria anomala UBC 951, 1086 nucleotides long. RefSeq lists its product as uncharacterized. Lineage: Eukaryota; Fungi; Basidiomycota; Exobasidiomycetes; Georgefischeriales; Tilletiariaceae. Bases 92 to 673 code for a protein of 193 amino acids. The record is from RefSeq and is a predicted model, not a curated record. The transcript has a single exon.